Perca fluviatilis (European perch) is the source of this 964-nucleotide messenger RNA. It is a transcript of the gene hoxb7a, whose product is annotated as homeobox B7a. Gene Ontology annotation, cellular component: nucleus. The annotation marks the transcript as partial. The transcript has 2 exons. Lineage: Eukaryota; Metazoa; Chordata; Actinopteri; Perciformes; Percidae. Gene Ontology annotation, molecular function: RNA polymerase II cis-regulatory region sequence-specific DNA binding; DNA-binding transcription factor activity, RNA polymerase II-specific. The record is from RefSeq and is a predicted model, not a curated record. Gene Ontology annotation, biological process: anterior/posterior pattern specification; regulation of transcription by RNA polymerase II.
CACGUGUGGAGGCGAGGGGGAGGAGAAAAGUGGGGUGGGAUGAUUUUUGUGUGUGUAAAUCUAGACAGUAAUGCCCCGCCGAUAAUUCACGGUGCCUCGUAAAAAGUCGACAUUAAAUCGCCCCGGGCCUACAAAUCACCGGCGCCAAAUUAUGAGUUCACUUGACUUCGCCAACGCGCUGUUUUCCAAAUACCAGCAAGCCGCUGCGAACUGCUCCGCUCUGCUCUUCACAGAUUCUCCAAAUUCUCCCUUCCCGACUUCCUCUGCUGCUCCUGCCGUGUCUUCUUCGUGCGCCCUCGUGUCCAGCGGAUAUCACCUCCAUGUCUCCAGUGGGAGAGGCGGCGGAGAGCUCCCUCUCCCUCCCUCCUCCUUUUCUUCAUCUCAUUCCUCCUCCUCGUUCCCCCCCUCCCCUUCUUCCUCAUCGUUCUGUGUGUCUCUUUCGGGACUGAACCGGAGCAGCGGGAGUGUGGAGCCCAGCACUCAGCCUUUCAUCCCCGCUGAAGUGCGCACAAGAGGGGCUUUUAGCGCGCCAGGAGCCGGGCCGCUGAGGUCCUCCCUGCAGGGAUGCGCCGCAGAGCGGUUCCCCGAUCGGCCUCAGCUGCUGAGCCGGCUCCCUGAGCCGGCCUGCAGGAGGCAGACUUGCCCGGAACAGCAGCAGUGGCGGCAGUUAAACGAAGAGGAGCUGCGGAUUUACCCCUGGAUGAAAAGCUCAGGUGCCGACAGAAGGCGCGGGCGGCAGACGUACACGCGCCACCAGACGCUCGAGCUGGAGAAGGAGUUCCACUACAACCGGUACCUCACGCGGCGGCGGCGGGUAGAGGUAGCGCACGCGCUCUGCCUCACGGAGCGGCAGAUCAAGAUCUGGUUCCAGAACCGGAGGAUGAAGUGGAAGAAGGAGAACAGGCUGACUGAGAGCGGCUCCCCAACAGCACCGCUACCGCCCGCGGAGGAGGAGGAGGAGGAG